CGUGCCUCCACUUCCACUUCCACCUGCAGACGCCCGUACUCGAGGCGAGAGUUGCAAGACUACUAGACCACGGCAUCUCCGAUCUUGCAGUGUUGGUCGUACUCCACAGCAACGCUCACCACUCUCUUUGAGCCGAAACGCUUCCUUCGACUCUUACCUUUCCCAUCCUUCACUUCGAACACGACUUCAUUCAUAGUAAAAAAUGUCAGCUCACUCCCUGCAAAGCCGCACCUCGAUACCGCUGACUGUGGGAGCAGUGACGCUAGCUUUGGGUGGGGCAGCAUGGUAUCUUCGCAGCUCAAUCCUGCGCAGUUCGCGCAACAGUCGCACCUCCCAAUUCCUCACCAAAUCGACCUCUGCGCGCUCCAAAGCCCAGACCGAAUCGCAAGCUCAUCAGCUCGCUUUGACUUCUCUCACUUGGCUGGUUGCUGCUUUUGGUCCUGAUGGAAGACAUGCCAACGAUACGGCUGCUGGAUGUAUGGUAGCGAGUCCGAGCAGACCAGAGGACAGACCAGGAGGCAAAGACGAGAAUGAGAGCUACUACUUUCAGUGGUCGCGAGACAGCGGCCUUUGCGCGAGAGCGCUGCUCGGUGCACUCGUUCGUGCCGAAGAGGGUCACCAGAUCGGCAUUGAAAACGAAGAAGCACAAGAUCUCCACGAGAUCUUCAGAAACUUUGUGGAGAUGAGCAUCAAGCUGCAGGCUUUGCCAAAUCCUUCGGGCACUUACGAGACGGGCGGUCUCGGAGAGCCCAAAUUCAACGUGGACGGUUCUGCUUUCCAGGCGAGCUGGGGUCGGCCACAGAAUGAUGGACCAGCCCUCCGUGCUUUAGCUGCGCUUCGCUACGCCAUCUUUUUGCAGAACACAAGACCCGGAUCGAAAGAGGUUGACACAUACAUCACCGACAGGCUAUGGGCACCAGCUUCUGCCCCUUCUUCUCGCACACUCAUCAGAGACGACCUAGACUACGUUGCGCGCGUGUGGGAGACGGAGAACAGCUUUGAGCUCUGGGAAGAGGUGGAGGCUGCUUCUUCGCCCCUCGAUGGAGGUGGACACUUUCACGUGUUGAUGUCACAGAAAGGAGCCCUCGAGGCAGGCGCUGCGUUCGCCAAGACGCCGUUGAUAGCUGACGAAGAGCGCUCACAGAGGUAUGCAAAAGCAGCUCAAGGGAUCGCGCAGCGACUCGAGAAGUUUUGGAUAACGGACACCGAGAUCGAUCAUGAGGGCGGUCCGACCAUCAAUGAUGGACCUAUGGCCAUCAACUGGGACGAUGAUCGGCGCCUGGGUAUCAUUCCGAAGGACAUUCUCGCGCUCCCUCACCUCACACCGACCUUGUUGAGGCAAGGAGGUCAACAAAAACCAACAGAGGUGGACAUUGCCUGCAUUCUCGCCUUCAAUCACAGCUGGGACGGUCACUAUGACGGCAAUCACAGCGACGUAUGGUCGCCGUGGUCCGAGCGCGCAGCAGCAACACUGCAUCGCGCUCUGAUCGCUUUUCAGAGUGUCUACAAGAUCAACGAAGGACAUUCCUUGGAGGAUGGUAUCCUGGUAGGCAGGUAUCCCGAAGAUGUGUACAAUGGCGUGGAGCAGUCCAUCGGCCAUCCUUGGUUCCUCACGACGCACGCAACUGCGGAGCUGCUUUACAUCACCGCCACGCACUGGCUGGCGAUCCAUCACGUCGAGAUCACUGCUAUUUCUCUACCUCUCUAUAAGCUCUUUGACCCUCGCGCCAAGGUGGGCAAGCAUGAGCAAGGCAGCAGCGCCUUUCAAAUUGCCAUCCGAGGCCUACGGGCGCUGGCGGAUAAGCAGCUAGAGCGGUGCAGAGAGGUCUUGCUCGCCGAAGGAAGAAUGGAUGAGCAGAUCGAACGCUUCACAGGCAAGCAGCGCGGCGCUAGGCAUCUUAGCUGGAGCUAUGCAAGCUACCUCAGUUGCUAUGAUGCACGCCAUGGCAGGGAAAAUCCCGUGCUAUGACCGUCUUGAGUGCAUAUAACCGUACGGGCGGGCGGGGUGUCGGUGUCCUGUGCAGCCCCUGGAUGGACCGUUGCGACCUGAUG
This is a messenger RNA of Ceraceosorus guamensis, 2052 nucleotides long. RefSeq lists its product as hypothetical. The coding region runs from base 203 to 1969 and encodes 588 amino acids. NCBI's taxonomy places the organism in Eukaryota, Fungi, Basidiomycota, Exobasidiomycetes, Ceraceosorales, Ceraceosoraceae. Gene Ontology annotation, cellular component: fungal-type vacuole. Gene Ontology annotation, biological process: carbohydrate metabolic process. The record is from RefSeq and is a predicted model, not a curated record. Gene Ontology annotation, molecular function: hydrolase activity, hydrolyzing O-glycosyl compounds. The transcript has 5 exons.